GCUAUGAGCUGUCGCUCCCCCUGCGGCGGCGGCGGCAGCGGGCGGACCGGGCGCCGAUCCUGUGCCUGCCUUCCUCCUGACUCCUGCCUGUUUCCUGGCUCCUGCUGCCUGCCGCGCGGGCCAGGCUGUCCGUCCGGCGGCCUGGUGGCACUAGCGGGGCGGAGAGGAUGAGCACGGCGGGACCGGGCGGCAGCAGCAGCAGCACAAGCGGCGGCAGCAGCAUCAGCGCAAGCAGCAGCAUCAGCAGCCGCUGCCGCGGCGGCGGAGCCGCUCACUGAGCCAGGAGCACCGCGGCGGACGCAGGGCAUGGAGCCCCAGCCCGGCGCCUCCCGCCCGGCCGCCGAGGAGGAGGAGGACGGCGGCGGCGGGUCCGGCGGGCAGCCGGAGGCGCUGUCGCUGGAGGAGAUCCUCCGGCUCUACAACCAGCCCAUCAACGAGGAGCAGGCGUGGGCCGUGUGUUACCAGUGCUGCGCCUCGCUGCGCGCCCGCGCCCGCCGCGGAGAGACCCCCGCCGCCAGGCUCGGGGCGGCGGCCGCGCAGCUCCGCGUCUGGCGGGACGGCGCCGUCACCCUGGAGCAGGACGAGCCCGAUCGGCCGCCCCCGCCCGCCGCAGAUAAAUCAGGCCGUUUACACUGCACAGAAAUGGAGGUUAUUGAAUCACUAGGGAUUAUUAUAUAUAAAGCCCUGGACUAUGGUUUGAAGGAAAAUGAAGAGAGGGAAUUAAGUCCUCCACUGGAGCAGCUUAUUGACUACAUGACUAAUGCCACAGAAACAGAUGGGAGUAGAGAUGAAGGAUAUGAUGCUCUGGAUGAAGGAGUGGAGGAUGAGGAUGAUGACAAAGAAGAAGUUGAGGCCAUUCACUCCUAUAAAGAUGUCAUGAAGCUGUGUGCUGCCCACCUGCCAACGCGAUCGGAGGCGCCCAACCACUACCAAGCUGUGUGUCGGGCUCUGUUUGCUGAAACAAUGGAGCUCUACACUUUCCUGGCCAAAAUUAAAAGUGCAAAAGAGAACCUGAAGAAGAUCCAGGAAAUGGACAAAGAAGCAAGUGAUGAUUCCAGCACGGAUCUCGAUGAACUGAAAAAUGCUGACUGGGCCCGUUUUUGGGUGCAGGUGAUGAGAGAUUUACGGAAUGGGGUUAAACUGAAGAAAGUCCAGGAGCGUCAGUACAACCCACUGCCCAUAGAAUAUCAGCUCACACCCUAUGAGAUGCUGAUGGAUGACAUCAGAUCCAAACGCUACACCUUAAGGAAGGUCAUGGUCAACGGUGACAUCCCACCUCGAUUAAAAAAGAGUGCCCACGAAAUAAUCCUGGAUUUCAUCCGAUCGCGACCUCCACUAAAUCCUGCCUCAGCAAGGAAACUGAAACCAACCCCGCCGCGGCCCCGCAGCCUCCACGAGAGGAUCCUGGAGGAGAUCAAGGCAGAGAGGAAGUUACGUCCAGUCUCCCCUGACGAGAUAAGGCGGAGCAGGCUGGCAAUACGGCCACUUAGCAUGUCUUACAGUUUUGACUUGUCAGAAGUACCGACGCCAGAGGCUGGCAGAAAAGUAGCGGAUGCCUCUGUAGUGAACGGCAGCCCGGCACCCCAGGAAAAGCAGAACGGGGCCACACAGGUGACAGUGCAACGCAAGAGACUCCUGAAGGCUCCCACACUGGCUGAGCUUGACAGCUCAGAUUCAGAGGAGGAAUCAGUGCACCAGUCAGGAAGUAGCAGCAGCAUCUCCCCCUCACAAGUGGAAGACCCCUCUCAAGAAGGCACCAGCAGCAGAAAGAUGCCUCCAAAGUUCUUGCCCAUAUCAUCCACGCCGCAGCCCGAGAGACGGCAGCCGCCGCAGAGACGACACUCCAUUGAAAAGGAAACACCAACCAAUGUGAGACAGUUCCUACCCCCUUCAAAACAGAGCUCCAGGUCACUUGAGGAGUUCUGUUACCCCGUGGAAUGUCUGGCUCUGACAGUGGAGGAGGUCAUGCACAUCCGUCAGGUGCUUGUGAAGGCCGAGCUGGAGAAGUACCAGCAAUAUAAAGAUGUCUACACUGCUCUCAAGAAAGGAAAGCUCUGCUUUUGCUGUCGAACAAGAAGGUUUUCUUUCUUUACCUGGUCUUACACUUGUCAGUUCUGCAAGAGGCCUGUAUGCUCACAGUGUUGCAAAAAAAUGCGGCUGCCAUCGAAGCCAUACUCCACCCUCCCCAUCUUCUCCCUGGGACCCUCAACCUUGCAAAGGGGAGAAAGCUUCAUGAGGCCAGAGAAACCCUCUACCAGUCACCACCAUUCCCUGCGGAGCAGGUUGACCUCAAGGUCCAAGUCUGUGGAUAAGUCGCACGAAGAGUUUCCCAAAGAAUUAAUGGAGGACUGGAGCACAAUGGAGGUUUGUGUGGACUGCAAGAAGUUCAUCUCAGAAAUCAUCAACUCAAGCCGGCGCAGCCUGUCCCUGGCCAACAAGCGAGCCAGGUUAAAAAGGAAAACGCAAUCCUUCUACAUGUCCUCAGCAGGAACCUCGGAGUACUGCCCCUCGGAAAGGACGAUCAACGAGGUCUGAGCCUGUGCCUUCUGCUUUGCUUCAGCUCCACCAGGUCAUCAUCCAUCAGCCAGGUCACUGGGUCUGGAUCGUCACCCCGUUGCUUUGUUCCACCUGACUGGCUUGGGUUUGCCUUCAGUCACAGGGUUUCCUGCUCCAGCAGCUCCCAGAGACACAGAGCUGUGCUGGGAUCUGUGCAGGGCGAUACAUGACGGGGCAGCUGCUUGCACUGGGAGACAUCAACAGUUGGAAAUUGUUGCCUCUUUUGUACAUGUGCAUCAAAAUGAGAAAGCCUUUUCUCGCUUUCACUCUUUUUUUAACCAUGCUUUCAAUCAUUUUUCCGGAGAUGAGCUGAGAGCAGGUGUCUGGUGGAGAGACAGAUCUAGCACAGUGUCAGCGUUAGCACACUAGCAAACAGUAGGUCCUGUUGCAUUCCCACCCUCGGAAUGCUCACACCCAGCAGGCACCCAGCAUGAGCAGCUCCAGUCAGAUCCAUCUUCCUUUGACCCAUUUGGUUGCUCUGAGAUCAGGGCUCAGCACGGGACUCUGCAGUGUCAGUGUCCUGGGGCAAAGCAGGUGACAAAGCUCUUGGCCCGUGUGGUCGGUCGUACCCCUGAGCUGCUGUACUUCUUAAGCCUUAGUGUCCUUCUGAGUGACUCCUGAGCAGGUUUUAGUAGUUCACUUUCUAUCUUGAAUGUAUGAUAAUGACUACUAGUAGCAGUGAAUUUUAGUAGUAGACAAAGUUGUACAGUUUAUGGGGAGGAUGGGAAAUAAGGGAGGCUUCUAAUUUUAACUGAAUACCUGUAAAAUUGUUCUCGUGGUUACCCAGAGAAAGCAGUGAGUAAGGUGUAAAUUUGUAUUAUAAUGGAGCACACAGAUACUGCUAGAGUUCUGUCUGACAGCAUAUCCACUUGUAGCCCCAUUUUUUCUGGGGUUUAUAACUUGGCUGUAAAAAUUCGUGUUCAGCUGAAAUUUGGGACAGUGCUCUCUCAGAUUGGGAGCAAUCUCUUUUUUUUCUUUAAUCUUUUUUUCAUUCUUUCCCCCUUUUUAAUUCACUCACAAGGGAGUGCUAGACUAAUUGUUUAGAAGUUCCAACAAUUUUACAAUGUUAACUGACUUCUCAUGCUUUUUUGCACUUUUUUUUACAUUCAGAAUACUUUUUUUUUUUAAUUCAGUCAUAGCCAGAGUUUAGUCAAUAAUUUGGGGCCAGAUCUUUUUGGUAUUUAAAAACAAGCUAACAUAGCCAAGUUAUUAAUACUUGAAAUCAACUACUGUAACUUUUUUCAUAAAUUUUUUAAUACCCUGAGGCAUAUUUAAUAUCUAUAUAGCAGUGUAUUAUAGAAUGACAUAGCAGAAAAGUUUCAGAUCUAUUUAUUAACAUUUCUAUUCUUUGAGUUAAUGAGAGAUACCUCAGAACUGCUCCAAAGUAGCUGGGACUGGACUUCCAUAACAUAAUUUUAAAGGUGUAUUAAGCAAAACAGCUUCCUCUGUCCAAAAAGCCCAAGAGAGCGACUGCCCCUCUGGCCCUGGCAAGGCACAGUGCCCAGGCUGGGAGGCACCAGGGCUGCUUGGCUCCCAUUUGGCAGCCUUUGGAGCAGCCAUCCAUAUCGUCUCUUUUAGGCUGAUUUGAAAAGCACAUGUCAAAGUCUCUGUAAACCUUCCCAGGGAGUCAGCCAUCCUUAUUUUUUUCUUAAAAGCCCCCUUGGAAAAUGAGAAUUCUCACAUAUGUAGGGCUUAUUGAAAUAGUUUCUAUUUUUUUCUGAACCAAUGCAAACAGGAAAAGCAGGGCUCAGUGCUAACUCUCCCUCAUUACUGUCCCAUUUAAGGUCAGGUGUCACAGUCCUCUCCUCAUGGUACCUCUGGAAAAGUGUCUUGCAUGUUAAGGCACCUGGAGUACUGGCAUGGGAUAGGGAUGUAGGAUUGCAGGUGAGCAGCACAGGCUGGCUGGUGGGAAAGGUUCUGCUGUUGCUGGAAGUGUUGCCUGAUCUCAGUCACAUCAGCACUUUGUCUUGUUUCUGUGCCAAAACCAGGCUGUGUGUUUGCUGCACAGUGCACCAGGGGAACCAGACAGAAACAAAUGCAGGAAAUCUCACUUUGCAUCUGCCCUGUUGUUGUCAGGAUUUUUUCAUGGAGAUGCCCAGGCCAUGUUUCAGUUGCACAGUCCUCUGCUCACAGUCUGCUUCCCUGGUGUCCUCAGGCCACCGAGGUGCAGGGCAUCCAGCACAUUUAUUUUCCUCUUGGAGAGGUAUUUGGGAUGUUGUAGAGCAGGCAGGAUGAAGGACUAAGUAGCUCCUGAGCAUGUGAAGGCAAACAAGUCUUUCAUGCCUGUGCCCUGACCCACUCUGGCAGUGUCUGGGGGUGGCUCUGGGGCAGUGACAGAGCUUUGUGAUCCAGCCUGUGCCUGCCCUGAAGUCCCACAAGUCCCUGGCUCAGGGCAGGCUCUGCUGUGCUGAGCAGGGCACAAACACUGAAAAACAACGCAGUGGUUGUACAGAUGGCUCCCCGUUGCUGCCAUGGGCCAGGGCCUGGACAACCUCCCUUUUUCCCUGGGAAAACCCCUCCAAGCUGCUGACAUGUGCUGUGGCAGGCUCCAGAGGACACAGUGUGGAGGGCUGCCUCUCCCUUGGCUCCAUCCCUUCCUCCCUGGCACAGUUGCUCCGCAUUAUCCCAGCAUUUCAUUCCGUGAGCGGAGCAGCAGCGGCUUGGCUGGUCGCAGGAAGCCUGAAGGAGCUCAGCUCGCUGGUUGCCUGGCUCUGCAGAGGGGGCUAUUUUUAGCUUUCCAUCUCCUCCCUGCCUGCACCAGCAUCCCAAAUGCACUGCAGCCAUUGGCCCAGCAGCCCGUGGUGCUGCCCAGCAUGUCCUAGUUACGGGCUGAACUUCACGUCAGCGUCGGAGGGGGAAAUCAGAAGCUUGUAAAUAUCUGUAAUAUAUUUAUUAAUAUUUAGGAAGUCUCCAUCAAUCAUGCAAUGGGAAUGGAAUUUCCCAUGAUGUUUUAAAAAGGAAACGAGUCUUAUUUAUAUGUGUGUUGGCUGUUAUCUUUUAUUAGAGUAAACGCUUUCAGCCCCCUAAUACAGUUUGCACUUCUUAGAGCGAAUUACUGCUGAAAAGAACGUGGCACUAGCACAGAGAACUCUGUUCCACGAAUUUUAAAAUUACUUUCUUUGGGUUUUUUUAGCUUUAUUAGUAUGCCCAAGGUCUGUUAAAGUUUAUCAUAAGAGACCCAAGGAGCUAAAAAUGCCUCUGGCAGCAUCAGUCUUGUUUUGUAUGUGAACCUGGUUGUGGGGAAUGCAAAACCAGCUCUGCCUCACGGUGGUGAUGAAAGAUGUGAGCAGGCUUUUGCUGCAGCUCUCAGACCUGACUUUUCAAGUGUUCAUGGUGACAGUAGUGUUUUGAGGGGUUGUUGGGGUUUUUUUUUCCCUUUCUCCAUUACUUCCUUUAUACAGGGAGGGGUGUUACCUGGUAAAAAUAAAAUGUCUUUCCAUUAUAACCUUUGUCUGUGUUAAUUAUUCAUGGGGAAGCUGAUUUAAAGGUUCUGUCUCUCUCUUUUUCAUGCUUUUAUAGUUUUGUAAGAUCAGUCAGAUGUUUCUUUUGGUAAAGAAUUGUUAACAAAAAUGAUUGCAUAACAGCUGAACACUGGCUGGGCUUCAUGAAGGGAUGAAAACCUGUUGAAGUACCUUUAGAAUAGCAAUAAAAACUGCUUGUGUAACCCCA
Molecule: messenger RNA, 6225 nt
Organism: Melospiza georgiana
Lineage: Eukaryota; Metazoa; Chordata; Aves; Passeriformes; Passerellidae
Gene: SPIRE1
Product: spire type actin nucleation factor 1
Exons: 17
Coding region: 307-2535 (742 amino acids)
Biological process (GO): intracellular transport; polar body extrusion after meiotic divisions; actin filament network formation
Cellular component (GO): cytoplasmic vesicle membrane; cell cortex
Molecular function (GO): actin binding
Source: RefSeq, a predicted model, not a curated record